Molecule: messenger RNA, 889 nt
Organism: Penaeus monodon (black tiger shrimp)
Lineage: Eukaryota; Metazoa; Arthropoda; Malacostraca; Decapoda; Penaeidae
Exons: 6
Coding region: 128-673 (181 amino acids)
Molecular function (GO): odorant binding
Source: RefSeq, a predicted model, not a curated record
GUCACUAAAGCAUGGCAACCCUUGUCUUGGGUCCCAUAUCCUUGUCUUGAUCUCCUCUAACUCCAACCAAGACCACAAGAGAGAGACGCAGCUUUUCUGACAGACACCUUCAUUUAAUAAGACGACCAUGAAGUAUGCCCUGGCGCUGUUUCUGGUGGCGGCCGUGUGUCUUCUCCCCGGUCUCUGCCUCGAGGUCUGGCAAACAGCAAACGACUACAUCAGCUUCGCGGUGAUGAAAAGUUGUCUGGGCGAAGAAUUAGCUGUUCAGAUGCAGAGGAAGGGGGUUCGCCUUGGUCAGGAAUGUCUUCAGAAACUGGAACCGCAGCCCGCGAGCCAACACGCCCGCAGCAGGAGGAAUAUAAUGAAGAUGCCCCCCAACCCUUCAGUCGGUCUUCAGAUGUGUAACAUGAAAGCAUGGGAUCUGCUCAAAGAAGACGGCACAAUACAGUUCGAAAACGUGGAGGCAUUCUUUCGAAAUGUCUCCCAUGACAAGACACUCCAAGACGAUCUCCUACAGCUUUCCCUUUCAUGCAAGACGUCUUCCCCGCCUACAGCAGGACUACAAGACGAUCAGAAAUUCAAGGUUGCAGUCAGUUAUCUGAGUUGUCUGAACGCCGGAGGUUUAAAGGCCUGUAUGGGCUACGAACAUCGGAAAUAUUUCAAUGACCUGUAGAGCGAUGUGGAGAAAUCAGGACUACAAUGGUAAAGAAAUGAUAAUGAUGAAGAUGGAUAUAAUGAUUUAUAUGAGAUAGAUAUAAAUAGGCAGUGGUGGUGGUAAUGAGGACAUCUGCUCUAGUAUAAAACAUUUUAGACUUCUCUUGUACAGACAAUGGACGAUUCAAGUGAUUCAGUUUGAAUAUUAAACAGCCUCCAAGUAUGUUUGUCGCUA